GACAGUUGACCUUUAAGGAACCUGACUCUGAGGAAUCUUCAUCUGUUAUGAUAGAUAAGAAAGGGACAGAAAAUUUGUUUUGGGGAGACCAGCAGGAUCUCCUUUCUGAAGACAGGGACAAACCUUUCAGCAGAGUUCAGAAAGUACAGUUCAAAAAUCCACUAUUUGCUGUGAUGAAAGAGGAAGAGCAAAAGCAAUUAGAUCUUCAAGGCCUUCAGAAUAUUUUUCCAGAAGCCCAGGAUUAUCUUCCAGAAGCCCAAGGUGAUCUGCUGGAAACCCAGGGUGAUUUGACAGGAAUCCAGAGUGUUGAGCUAGAAGCUGAGAGUAUUGAGCCAGAAGCCAAGAGUGUUGAGCCAAGACUCAGUACUCUGGCUAUUGAGCUGGAAAGCCAAGCUGUUGAGCCUGAAGCCCAGGCCAUUGAGCCUAAAGCCCAGGCUGUUAAGAUAAAAACUCAGGAUAUUAUGCCAGAAGCCCAGAAUAUUGAACUAGAUGAUGGGAGUAUUGUAUCUAAAGUCCAGGAUUUGCUACCCAAAGAACAGUGUGUUCUUCCCAAAGACCAGAAUAUUCUACCCAGAUGUCAGGACCAGGACUUUCUACUUAAAGACCAGGAUUUUCUACCCAAAGACCAGGAUAUUCUACCUGAAUGUCAGGACCAGCAUUUUCCAUCCAGAGACCAGCAUGUUCUCGCUGAAGACCAGAACAUUCAAUCCACAUUUCAGGACCAAGAUUUUCUACCCAAAGACCAGCAUCAGCAUUUUCUACCCAGAGAUCAGGAAGCAAAUUUGAAGCAGCCAGCAUCAAUUUUGAUAGGCCCAAGAGGGGGAGAGGCGUUUCCUCUGGUUGUCCGUCAGGAUCUUCUACCCAGGCAUCAGGAUCAGACUUCCACCAGGGACAAGAAAGUACGCUUCAAGGAGUCACAUUCUGAUAUGUCAAGUGAGAAAGGGAGAGAAGACUGUUCUCUGGCAGGUUAUCAGUAUCUGCCUCCUAAACUCCAGAACCAGACCUUCAUCAGAGAUCAGAGCAAGUAUAUCAAGCAACCCUCAUCUUGUGAGAAAUGGGAGAUUGAAAGAAGAAUUGCUUCUGAAGUGCCAUCGAGCUUAUACUUCAGGCAGCAGCCGUCUGUUGGGACAGCUGAGAGAUGGCAAGAGGAUUUGCUUCUGGACGACCAGCAGCAUCUGCCAGCCAAGCACCAGACAGAGGCUUCCAGCAGAAGACAGGUUUAUGAUGACUAUCAAUCAAAAUUGAACACUGAAUUCCAAAUUCCACUGACACUCCAAUCUGGAGUAGAUCAUGAAGAAGACAAGAAAGAGCGUCAAAAGCAAUACCUGAGAUAUAGACGACUUUUCAUGGAUAUUGAGAGAGAACAA
Molecule: messenger RNA, 1367 nt
Organism: Odobenus rosmarus divergens (Pacific walrus)
Lineage: Eukaryota; Metazoa; Chordata; Mammalia; Carnivora; Odobenidae
Gene: CCDC15
Product: coiled-coil domain containing 15
Exons: 9
Cellular component (GO): centrosome
Source: RefSeq, a predicted model, not a curated record